Mucor mucedo is the source of this 2120-nucleotide messenger RNA. RefSeq names its product galactosyl transferase GMA12/MNN10 family-domain-containing protein. Gene Ontology annotation, biological process: protein N-linked glycosylation. Gene Ontology annotation, cellular component: Golgi membrane. The record is from RefSeq and is a predicted model, not a curated record. Gene Ontology annotation, molecular function: glycosyltransferase activity. Bases 43 to 1929 code for a protein of 628 amino acids. The transcript has 2 exons. Lineage: Eukaryota; Fungi; Mucoromycota; Mucoromycetes; Mucorales; Mucoraceae.
UUUUUUUCUCUUAUCGCUUGUUGUUGUGUCUGAAUAUACAAAAUGGCUGGUUCAGAGUUGCCUUUCCCAAAUAAUGCGAGAGCAGAAAACGCAACUAUAUUCGGUGGGUCUCGGUUUGGCCGAAAGAAGAGAACGAUUUUCGUGCUAUUGCUGGUGGCGGUGUUCUUUGUCUUAUGGUUCAACUCGGAUUUAGAUCGCUUGAGCAACACGGUGGUUGAUAGUGGGUCAGCACAGAGUCCAAAGACCACAACGGUGGCUCCUUCUGUUGUUAUUGAAGAUGAUGAGGCCGAUUUAGAUGAACAACCAGAACCAGCACCUGCGGUAGUAACAGAAAAGGCACCUGCAAAGGCAGUGGAAGACCAGAAGAAGAAGACAAAACCAAGCACACUACCUAUCCUCCCCGAUGAGUCUACACCACAGCACUUCAAAUAUCUCAUGAUUAUCGCUUCUAGAGCAAGUAAUUUAAGUCGCCGUCAAUUAAUUCGUAAGACUUAUUUUGGCAUGGAGGAUAAUUUGGAACCAUGUAUGAAAAAGGAUAAGGGCUUCAAUUACAUGUUCUGGGUGUAUGGCGAAAAGCCCAUGUCAAAGACCCCUGAACGUCGCUUAUACGAAACUGAAAAAAUUGAAUGGAACGAUUUGGAGAAGGUAGAUCAAUCUGCUUACAGUCAAGAUGAAGUCUUAAAAUGGGCCGAAACUACUUUAAAAGAAAGAGGUGUUACCUAUGAUUAUCUUGUUAUCCAAGAUGCUUAUUCUCUUAUUCAACUCAACUAUAUCCAGCAAACGAUUCAAUCCGAAGUAGGUCAAUUCCCUACCGGUAAACUCGCUACUGAUCUUGCUUGGGUCUCUCCUGGUAAUAAAAACGCCCUUGUAGCCGGUUCAACUGCUGUCCAGAAGCUGUUGGAGAACGAAUCUGAGUACAAGGAUGUUAUCACCGAAGGCGAAAAUACGUUGAUGGCCAACUUUUAUGAAUUCCAUCGUUCUGUUUCGGUUCAACUUAACUUUGUCACCGCCAAAAAGGAACUGAGUCGUCUUCAAGCAUUGAAAGAAAACUCGCCAUUCUUUAUCUCUGAAACCAACCGCUUUGCUACUUGGAAAAAUCAUGUGGAAUCCAUUGCUGAUUUGACCAUUGCAGUUUCCAACAUCUAUCAAGAUUCCGAUUUUGCCGCUGUCGCCCAUACGCUUAAUCUUGGUGGCUCCUCUGUGUGUAAACCUCUGGAAAAAGCCAGCAUUGCUGUUGUCACCAGCUCAUUUAUCUACGACAACUGUAUGGAACCUUCAGCAUCUCUCGCCGCCGAUAAUAAGCGUAGUUAUGCUCUUAAGCACAAUUAUGCUUUUGUUGCUCGUUCCGGUGAGUUUGCUCAGCAACAACUUCGUGAAGAAAAGAGAAGACCUGUUUGGGGUAAGAUUGACGUUGUCCAAAAGGUGCUCCCCAAAUAUGAUUGGUUGUUUUGGAUGGAUAUGGAUGCUGUGAUUAUGAACCCUGAACAAACUGUACAGACACUUCUUGAUGAAUUCAGAAACAGUUUCCCCGAAGGUCCUCGUGCUUUUGAAAAGACGAUUGAUUUGGUUAUUUCUAAGCCAACAAAGGACAAGAUGAUCAAUGCCGGUGUCUUCUUUAUGCGUAACACCGAAUGGGCACAGAAGUUCCUCAACACCUUGCAAGAGUCUACCUAUUGGUAUAAUAAGGGUCCCUCUUAUGAACAGGGAGCCAUGUGGGAUUUAAUUCAAGAGCCCGGCUACAAGGAACAUGUCCUCUUACUUGAAAACGACGAUCAUACAUUCAAUACUUUCCCCAAACUUUAUGUUCCUGGAGAUUUUAUUGUGCAUUUUGCUCCUGAUAAAUGUCCCAAUUCUGCUGUCUUGGGUGGAUUAAAGGCUGCUCGACAAAUUCAACAAGGUCAAACUGUUACUUCUUUCCAGGAAGAUUAAGUUGCUUUGGAAAAAAAAAUGACCUUCACCCUUUUGUAAUUACUUGAAUACAUAUAUAAAUAAAAAAGCUUUUUGAAACAAACAAAUAAAAUAAAAAGUGUGGCUGAUUUGUGCGUCCCCCAAAAAGAAGUAUAAAUAGCUCUCCUGGCCACUGUUGCACGGACUCGUUCUGCCAAGCUUUCUAACUUUCU